CGCAAACCCCCACCCACCACCACUAUUGACUAGCCAACCAACUCACCUACCAACUAUUUAACCCGUGAUCGAACAGUGAGCACCACGCAUCACGGCCCAUCAUCUCAAUAAAAGACCUGCUGGAAAAAGCAAAACAAGAUUCAUCGACAUCUUCCCUCAACCCAAUGUCGUCUUCAUCUUCUUCCACGCCGCUUCUCUACGCAUGCGUCGCCCAUGGCACCACCAUCCUCUCUGAAUAUUCCCCUAGCGGAGCCGCAUCCACAAACGCCUCAUCUCUCGCCUCGCUCAUCCUCCCCAAAAUCACGCACACGAGCCCGCAGAAGCUCACCUACACCCACGGUCAGCAUAAUAUCCACUACAUCGCGACCGCCUCCUCGCAAUCCACCCCGUUCGGUCAGACUUUUCUGGUCAUCUCCGCAGCCCAUAUAGGGCGCAAACUACCUUUCGGCUACCUCCUCGAGAUACAGCGCCUCUUCACGAGCAAGUACCCCGCCAGUGCCGUCGCCGACGCCCCGCCCUACGGAUGUGCCGAGUUCAAUUCCACGCUCGGCGCCACCAUGCGCCAGUUCGAGGCCGGCGGCGAGAACGAGGACGUCGUGGCCAAGGCUCAGAGGGAAAUUGAGAGCGCACGUGGUAUUAUGACGGAGAAUAUCGAGAGGGUGCUGGAGAGGGGGGAGCGGAUCGAUUUACUUGUCGACAAGACUGCUGGAUUGCAGAGUGGGGCCAUGGAAUUUAGGGUUCGGAGUCGUGGGCUCAGGAGGAGGAUGUGGUGGAAGAAUACUAAGUUGAUGAUAUUGCUAGUAUUCGUAGUCAUCUUCUUGGUUUACUUGUUCGUCGGGAUGGGCUGUGGGCUUCCUGGCUGGUCUCGCUGUGUUGGCUAAACCAUCGGCGAAUCCCACAACUAUGGACGUCGGUACGGUCGAUCACACUUUUACCGUGGCUUUUAUUUCAAAUUCCUUUCCGUACUAGGGAUCUUUGGAUUUCUCCUCGCUUUUCCUAUUUCUCUUUUUUUACGCUUCUUGUUCUCUUGGGUUCCUCGGGGCAUUUUAUUCUUAACGAAACCCGUGUGUUACUACUAAACUACUGCACUCGACUGUACUGAGAUCAGCCACCAGAUGUCAGCUGACAGACAAGUCUUGGGCUUUCCUCUUAUUUUUCUCUUUUUUUUUCUCUCUCUUUUUCCUUCCGCUUUUCUUUUGUUCGCUAAACUCAUCUCUCACUUUUCGGCUUUAUUUUUUAUCCAUUUAUUUGUUGAUCGGACAAAUAACAAGGGUUUCAUUUCUUGUCUCGAUCCCUUGGCAUGAAAACGCUUUUGAUUCCGUACCGUGUUAUAUUUGUGUUGUGUUCCGUCAUAGGCUAUGUAAACUUACCGUUUGAGAGCUAUUUCUUUUGUGAACCGAGAUAAAUGACCAGCCCAACCUCCUAGCUGGAAUAAAAGAA
This is a messenger RNA of Tuber melanosporum (Perigord truffle), 1440 nucleotides long. RefSeq lists its product as uncharacterized. Gene Ontology annotation, cellular component: membrane. NCBI's taxonomy places the organism in Eukaryota, Fungi, Ascomycota, Pezizomycetes, Pezizales, Tuberaceae. Bases 165 to 881 code for a protein of 238 amino acids. The record is from RefSeq and is a predicted model, not a curated record. Gene Ontology annotation, biological process: vesicle-mediated transport. The transcript is spliced from 4 exons.